Molecule: messenger RNA, 642 nt
Organism: Sipha flava (yellow sugarcane aphid)
Lineage: Eukaryota; Metazoa; Arthropoda; Insecta; Hemiptera; Aphididae
Exons: 3
Coding region: 1-642 (213 amino acids)
Molecular function (GO): nucleic acid binding
Source: RefSeq, a predicted model, not a curated record
AUGAAUAAUAAUUCAGAAAAAGUCGACAUGCUUUUUACAUAUUGGGAAUGCCAAAAAAAUACACGUCUUGCCAAAGAAACCUAUGCUCUUCGUUAUCCAAAUAGGCAGCAUCCAUCACAUACUUUUUUUUAUAAACUGGAAAAAAAUUUGAGAGACACCGGUUCUUUUUCCAAACGAGUUAUUAACCAACAACCAAGACGAGGAAAUGCUAUUGGAGAAGAUAUUGAGGUGCAAAUACUAGCUUACGUGAGAGCAAAUCCUAGGACUUCUAUUCGUCAUGUUAGUAGAGAAAUAAACAUUUCAUUCCAACAAGACGGAGCUCCAGCUCACAAUGCAAAUAUUGUUCGGAAUUUACUCAAUGAAUAUUUUCCAAAUCGGUGGAUAGGGACUUAUGGAGCAAUUCAGUGGCCACCAAGGUCACCAGAUCUUACACCACUAGAUUACUUCCUAUGGGGUCAUUUGAAAACGGUAGUGUAUGCCAAUCCACCUACAUGUCUUCUUGAAUUGAAAAACAAAAUAAUUGCUGCAUGUAAUCAAAUUACAGAGGAACAAAUUAUUUCUGCUAUUAACAGAGAAUUUUUAAUUCGUGUUGAAUGUUGUUUACAGCACCAUGGUGCACAGUUUGAACAAUUUGUUAGAUAA